Anguilla anguilla (European eel) is the source of this 1264-nucleotide messenger RNA. RefSeq names its product homeobox protein Hox-B9a-like. The record is from RefSeq and is a predicted model, not a curated record. Bases 120 to 863 code for a protein of 247 amino acids. The transcript has 2 exons. Gene Ontology annotation, molecular function: RNA polymerase II cis-regulatory region sequence-specific DNA binding; DNA-binding transcription factor activity, RNA polymerase II-specific. NCBI's taxonomy places the organism in Eukaryota, Metazoa, Chordata, Actinopteri, Anguilliformes, Anguillidae. Gene Ontology annotation, cellular component: nucleus. Gene Ontology annotation, biological process: anterior/posterior pattern specification; proximal/distal pattern formation; regulation of transcription by RNA polymerase II.
ACACACAGCAGCCCCGCUCUACUUUGUUGGCCAGGAAGUCGAAUAGAAUAGCGUGCAAACCUUUUUGUGUCGUAUACAUAUUUCCAUUAAAUGAAACGUUCGUUGUAUAAUGUCUAAGAAUGUCAAUUUCUGGAACUCUUAGCAAUUACUAUGUCGAUUCUCUCAUAAGUCAUGAAAGCGAAGAUCCGACCUCAUCUAGGUUUUCUAAUGUACAGUAUUCAGGUUCCAGGCAGUCGGGAGGACACUGUGAGCAUCCAGAGUUCCCCUCCUGCAGCUUUCAGCCUAAACCUCCUGUUUUCAGCGCGUCCUGGAAUCCUUUUAAUCCCCACGCUUCCAAUGGUUUACCCGCGGUCUACCAUCCAUAUAUCCCAGCUCAACCUUCAUCGGAUCCUAGGUACCUUCGUACUUGGCUUGAUCCGGCCCCGAGGUCCGACUCCCUGGCUGGACAGGGCCAAGUCAAGCUAGAACCGCUACUUGGAAAUCUGGACGAGAACCCAAAAAUUGGAGAGCACGAGUAUAAUUUGGAGUCGCCUUCUAUUAGGGAUAUUAAUUCCAAUCAAGGCUCCAGUUUCGAGGACAAUAAGGAUAUUUGUGACGGUAGCGAAGACAAAGAGGGGCCCGAUCAAAAUAACCCAUCUGCCAACUGGUUACAUGCGCGUUCUUCUCGGAAGAAGCGGUGCCCAUACACCAAGUACCAAACUCUGGAGCUUGAGAAGGAGUUCCUCUUCAAUAUGUACCUCACCCGGGAUAGGAGGCACGAGGUAGCUCGCCAGCUGAACUUGACAGAGAGACAAGUCAAAAUAUGGUUCCAGAAUCGACGGAUGAAAAUGAAGAAAAUGAAUAAGGACCAGCCCAAGGAUUAGCACUAGGAUGGAUCAAAGAAAACACACUAACAGGGAUUACUGCUGUUCUUUCAUUUGGUCUCUUUCAUCUGCACGUUAUGGACACUACAGGAAAUGGAUAUAAAUGCAUAGUUGUUUCAGAUCUUUUAAUACUGUUUUUAUUGGUAAUCAAACAUUCCAGCUUUUAAAGAGAACCCCACAAGAUAUAUAGUUACCCAGCUGACCGUAUACUUUACAUAUAGUAUAGUAGUAGUCUAGUUGUCGUAGCACUAGUGAAACUGUAGUAGCCUAUGCUUUCAUUCCUUAAUUACUUUUUAUUUGUUCUAUUACUUUAUUAGUUUUAAUAAGUAUUUAUUUCUCACGCCCUUGUACGAUGCUAUACAGAUACAGUUAAUAAAUAAAUAUAAUUUGAUUAUUUUCAU